Stylophora pistillata is the source of this 3747-nucleotide messenger RNA. RefSeq lists its product as uncharacterized. NCBI's taxonomy places the organism in Eukaryota, Metazoa, Cnidaria, Anthozoa, Scleractinia, Pocilloporidae. Gene Ontology annotation, molecular function: glycosyltransferase activity; protein binding. The record is from RefSeq and is a predicted model, not a curated record. Gene Ontology annotation, biological process: signal transduction.
CCAGUUCGUUGUGUAAAGUCCAGUUAUCCAAGUCGAAAAUGUACAGCAGCUGUCGCUCAGUUUCAUUAAACUUGUGGAGUGGAGAGGAAAUGUAGCUGCAGUAGUCAGUAUUAAAGAUCUCCAGUGAUGUCUAAGCUAUCAAAGGCUAAUGACAGGAAACUGAACGUCACUUUGCUGAGCAGCGAGUGGAGAUCAUCAACUGAUGGAGACCUGUCAACCAUCAACAGAGAGCUUGCCAUACAGUUAGCUAAACACUCUGAUGUCGAAGUUACUGUCUUUCUUCCUCAAUGUAGCGAAGAAGACAGGAGGAAUGCAGCAAGUCAUAAUGUUCAGCUUUUGGUUGCUGAAAGGCUGCCUGGUAUGAAUCCAGUCGACUGUCUGAUGUUUGUCCCAGAUAUACACCUCAUGGAUUUUGUAGUAGGACAUGGAGUAACUCUUGGCAGACAAGCGCAGUCCAUUACAAGAUAUCGCCACUGCAUAUGGAUCCAAGUUGUUCAUACUGCCCCAGAAGAACUUGGAAUGUACAAAAGCGUUUUACAAGGUAAACAAGUGCUAAAAACAGAAGAUGCUUUGUGUCGGAUGGCUGAUCAAGUUGUAGCAAUUGGAUCAAAGCUGGCAGACACUUACAAGCGUUACCUUCGUAGCAGUGGAAAAGAGCAAAAUGUUUUUGAUGUCACUCCAGGCAUAUUCUCUGAAUUUUUGGAUGUGGAGCAAGUCGCUGAAGAAAGAAGAACAUUCAGUGUUCUAGUCAUCGGAAGUGAUCACAACUGUGAAGAUUUCAUCUUGAAAGGUUAUGAUCUUGCAGCUCAAGCAAUUGCCGAGUUGAAAGAUAAAUCCUACCAACUCAGGCUUGUUGGUGCACCAAGAGCAAAAGAAGAUGAAAUAGCAGAUAAGAUUCUUCAGCUUGGCAUCGAUCGUAAUCAGCUGAUUGUUGGCAGUUUCAGUGGCAGCAGAAAAGUAUUAGCCAACUUAUUCCUUCAGGUUGACCUUGCCAUCAUGCCAUCCACAACCGAUGAAUUUGGACUCAUGGCUCUUGAGGCCUUAUUUGCUGGUUUACCUGUACUUGUCAGUGGUAAUUCAGGACUUGGAGAAGCACUGAAGGAGGUGCCUCUUGGAUCACAGUGUGUGAUCGACUCUGAAGACCCCAAAGACUGGGCCAAAAUGAUCAAGGAGGUACGAGAGAAAAAGAGGGAGGUGCGACUUUUAGAAUCAAGGCUUUUGCGUGAAAAGUAUCUGGAGAAGUACAGCUGGGAAGAGCCCAUUAGAAGGCUUGUAGAAAGGCUGCACAAUCUUAAACUUGCUCUGAAAGGCUCUUCUGGUAGUCACUCUUCUCUUUCGUUUACGAAAUAUCGCCUUUUUCCUUCAACCUCUUUGACGCACGUGAAACCUGUUCAACAAAGAUGUUACACUCAGGCUCUGAAAGACUCUUCUGGUAGUCACUCUUCUCCUUGGUUUGAGGAGUAUGGCCUUUCACCUACAAUCGGUUCGACUCAAGUCAAACCUGUUCAACGAAGAAGUUACACUCAGGCCUCUAAAUCACAAGAAGACCAAGAUGGCAGGAUACUGAAAGUGACUUUGCUGAGCAGCGAGUGGAGAUCAUCAACUGAUGGAGACCUGUCAACCAUCAACAGAGAGCUUGCCAUACAGUUAGCUAAACACCCUGAUGUCGAAGUUACUGUCUUUCUUCCUCAAUGUAGCGAAGAAGACAGGAGGAAUGCAGCAAGUCAUAAUGUUCAGCUUUUGGUUGCUGAAAGGCUGCCUGGUAUGAAUCCAGUCGACUGUCUGAUGUUUGUCCCAGAUAUACACCUCAUGGAUUUUGUAGUAGGACAUGGAGUAACUCUUGGCAGACAAGCGCAGUCCAUUACAAGAUAUCGCCACUGCAUAUGGAUCCAAGUUGUUCAUACUGCCCCAGAAGAACUUGGAAUGUACAAAAGCGUUUUACAAGGUAAACAAGUGCUAAAAACAGAAGAUGCUUUGUGUCGGAUGGCUGAUCAAGUUGUAGCAAUUGGAUCAAAGCUGGCAGACACUUACAAGCGUUACCUUCGUAGCAGUGGAAAAGAGCAAAAUGUUUUUGAUGUCACUCCAGGCAUAUUCUCUGAAUUUUUGGAUGUGGAGCAAGUCGCUGAAGAAAGAAGAACAUUCAGUGUUCUAGUCAUCGGAAGUGAUCACAACUGUGAAGAUUUCAUCUUGAAAGGUUAUGAUCUUGCAGCUCAAGCAAUUGCCGAGUUGAAAGAUAAAUCCUACCAACUCAGGCUUGUUGGUGCACCAAGAGCAAAAGAAGAUGAAAUAGCAGAUAAGAUUCUUCAGCUUGGCAUCGAUCGUAAUCAGCUGAUUGUUGGCAGUUUCAGUGGCAGCAGAAAAGUAUUAGCCAACUUAUUCCUUCAGGUUGACCUUGCCAUCAUGCCAUCCACAACCGAUGAAUUUGGACUCAUGGCUCUUGAGGCCUUAUUUGCUGGUUUACCUGUACUUGUCAGUGGUAAUUCAGGACUUGGAGAAGCACUGAAGGAGGUGCCUCUUGGAUCACAGUGUGUGAUCGACUCUGAAGACCCCAAAGACUGGGCCAAAAUGAUCAAGGAGGUACGAGAGAAAAAGAGGGAGGUGCGACUUUUAGAAUCAAGGCUUUUGCGUGAAAAGUAUCUGGAGAAGUACAGCUGGGAAGAGCCCAUUAGAAGGCUUGUAGAAAGGCUGCACAAUCUUAAACUUGCUCUGAAAAGCUCUUCUGGUAGUUACUCCUCGCGUUCAUUUAUGGAAUAUGGACAGACUCCUUUUCCUACAACCUCUUCGACCGGAGACAAACCCGUUCACCAAAGAGGUUACAUUCAGCCUCUGAAAGACUCUUCUGGUAGUCACUCUUCUCCUUGGUUUGAGGAGUAUGGCCUUUCACCUACAAUCGGUUCGAGUCAAGUCAAACGUGCACAAAUAAGUUACACUCAGGAGGAGGAGCUGCUUGAGGUCAAAGAAAAAACUAUGGAAGAGUUUCCGGUAGAGGGGAAAAGUUUACAAGCCAAAGACUUCAUGGCUGAAGAGAAUAUUAGACAAGACUCUGAAGCAUCGAGCGCCAUGGAAAUACCAAGUUUUGGAUCACAAGCCAAGUCCUUAACCCGGAUGAAGAGUCUGUUGUAUACAGAAUCUGAAGAGUGCAAGGUAGACCACCAAGGAACAACAUGGAAUCUUACGGACAUACAGGCUGGUGGUUGUAUAACAUUCACUCAGGAUGCUGUGUCAAUGCCCCUUUUGUUUGGGUGCAAAUUAUUGGAACCGACAGUAGACUUUCCACCUUUGAACAAGGAUGAGAGGCUGGUUAGCAGUGUAAUAGAGCUUACCUGCGAUGAACAGCCGGACAUCCACUUCACUGGACAAUCUAAGGGAGAGGUAGUGAUUGCCCUCUCUCACAGCGCCCCCAAACUUGAAGGCUAUGAAGUUGUGAUUAGAGAGUUAGUCAGUUCCGACAGCAGCUAUGAAUGGAAAGAUUUGGAGACAACAAACAUUUGGCAAAUACCAGAUUUUAAAGACGAUUUUGCAAAACUAAGGGUUCCCUAUUCUGAGGCUAAAGUUACUACUUGUGGCGUGUUUGCUGUAAUUUACCGCCUGAAAUCCUACAUAUACUCGACCCGUGUGUCAGGAAAUGAAGAAAUUACUCACAAAAUUCCUGAGUAUCCAGAAGUGAGUGUGACAAUCCCAGCAGAAAAUGUGCGGGAUAGAAGUAAUCUGGAGUUGAUUCUUAAGGUAAAGACGUACUUUUUGUAA